AUGCGUCUCGUUCCCGCCGUCCUAGUUGUAUUAGCCCUAGGCGUUAGUAGCCUGUUGUCCGUCGUGUCUGCGUUGCCUGCCAUUGCUCCUCUGCCUGCCACCGAUUCCGAAUCUUCAGUGCAUUCCACUGCGCGAUUCUCUCCUCCUACCUAUCGUCGCGCAGUUCCAGUCACCCCUGCGCCUCCAUCAUUUUCCGGCACAACUCGCAAGUCCAACCCCGGAAAAUUCUACAUCACGUUCGUCCCGGGUAUCGAUGAGUCCCUAAACAACCGUCGGGUUCCUUUCUCCCACGGGGACCAUUCCACCGCGAGUCGGAUGAGGGGACAGGUACCGGUCGAGACGUUCUUGAAUCAGAGACUUUCGAUAACGCGGGACCGAAUUACUUGGAUGAAUUCAUAUGCAAUGGAUGAUGAUCCGGGCCAUGUACGAUUCAAGAUGAGAUAUGAACAUGGUGGGCCGAACCCAACGUUCAUUAUUGGGAUUGUGGAAGCGGGCACGACGGGUGCUGGAGCAGACAGUGGUCCCGUUGGUAGUCAAAAUACUGCUAUCGUGCGCGGUGUGUAUAGUAACACGCUCACCGAGACAGCAGAAGACUUCGACCGGCUGAUGGAGACUUUCCGGCAAGAGUAUACCCAGCGGUAG
Messenger RNA from Lentinula edodes (shiitake mushroom), 642 nucleotides. RefSeq lists its product as uncharacterized. The coding region runs from base 1 to 642 and encodes 213 amino acids. The transcript is spliced from 2 exons. Lineage: Eukaryota; Fungi; Basidiomycota; Agaricomycetes; Agaricales; Omphalotaceae. The record is from RefSeq and is a predicted model, not a curated record.